GUGUUUCCCUGUUCUAUAGAUGCCAAAUGUUUUACACAGAACACAAAGCCUAUUACUCAUCAUCCAGCUAAGGCAGGUGAGAGGCCAUUUCCAUGUUCUGAGUGUGGGAAAUGUUUUACAUAUAAAUCAUAUCUUGUUAGACAUGAGAGAAGUCACACAGGUGAGAAGCCAUAUUCCUGUUCUGAGUGUAGGAAAUGUUUUGCAACCAAAUCAUUUCUUGCUACACAUCAGAGAAGUCACACAGGUGAGAAGCCAUAUUCCUGUUCUGAGUGUAGGAAAUGUUUUGCAACCAAAUCAUUUCUUGCUACACAUCAGAGAAGUCACACAGGUGAGAGGCCAUUUUCCUGUUCUAAGUGUAGGAAAUGUUUUUCAUCGAAAUCACAUCUUGUUAGUCAUCAGAGAAGUCACACAGGUGAGAAGCCGUAUUCCUGUUCUGAGUGUGGGAAAUGUUUUGCAUGUAAAUCAGUUCUUGUUACACAUCAAAGAAGUCACACAGGUGAGAAGCCGUAUUCCUGUUCUGAGUGUGGGAAAUGUUUUUCAUCGAAAUCAGAUCUUGUUAGUCAUCAGAGAAGUCACACAGGUGAGAAGCCGUAUUCCUGUUCUGAGUGUAGGAAAUGUUUUGCACGGAAACCAGCUCUUGUUAUACAUCAGAGAAGUCACACAGGUGAGAAGCCGUAUUCCUGUUCUGAGUGUGGGAAAUGUUUUGCACACAAGUCACAUUUUGUUGUACAUCAGAGAAGUCACACAGGUGAGAAGCCAUAUUCCUGUUCUGAGUGUGGGAAAUGUGUUGCAUGGAAAUCACAUCUUGUUAUACAUCAGAGAAGUCACACAGGUGAGAAGCCGUAUUCCUGUUCUGAGUGUGGGAAAUGUUUUGCACACAAAUCACAUUUAGUUAUACAUCAGAGAAGUCACACAGGUGAGAAGCCAUAUUCCUGUUCUGAGUGUGGGAAAUGUUUUUCAUCGACAUCACAUCUUGUUAGACAUCAGAGGAGUCACACAGGUGAGAAGCCAUAUUCCUGUUCUGAGUGUGGGAAAUGUUUUUCAUCGACAUCACAUCUUGUUAGACAUCAGAGGAGUCACACAGGUGAGAAGCCAUAUUCCUGUUCUGAGUGUGGGAAAUGUUUUUCAUCGACAUCACAUCUUGUUAUACAUCAGAGAAGUCACACAGGUGAGAUACCAUAUUCCUGUUCUGAGUGUGGGAAAUGUUUUGUACGGAAAUCAGAUCUUGUCACACAUCAGAGGAGUCACACAGGUGAGAAGCCAUUUUCAUGCUGUGAGAGAAAUAAAUCCGCUCUUGUUGAACAUAUUAGACAUUACCCAAGUCCGGAACCAUUUACAUCUUCUGGAGUAUAAUUAUCACUGUCGUCCAAUGUUCCUCAAGGGUGAAUCCUAUCUCCCAUGCUUUAUAAAAUAUACAUGCUACCACUGGGUGAUAUAAUCAGACGUCUUGGGCUGGUCUACCACUGCUAUGCUGAUUACCUGCUUUUUGCUCCAUGUACUGAGAACCUAAUACCAAUCCUAUAUGGUUGUCUUGCUGAGCGCCAGGGGUGGAUGAUGCCAGUUGGCUGUGACUCAGUCUUUGUGAAACAUAAUAGAAGCUCCCGAACAAAGGACAAGACUACAGCUUUACCAACCAUCUGGAUUUAUGCUUUGGUGUUCAGAAUCGCAAAAUACUGAACAUGUGCUGAAUCUUUGUGUUGUCCUGGUAUGUGGCUGACACAGACAUCAGGUAUCCGCCACAUACAAAUCCACAUUCUUCCAUCUGUGGACCAUAGCCAGAAUCAAGCACUUGAUUCCCUCAGAAGUUCAUAGACUACUGCAAUGCCAUCUACCUGGGUCACCCAGCAAAAGAAUUACAGAGCUUGCAGCUAGUACAG
Pseudophryne corroboree (corroboree frog) is the source of this 1877-nucleotide messenger RNA. RefSeq names its product oocyte zinc finger protein XlCOF7.1-like. Gene Ontology annotation, molecular function: RNA polymerase II cis-regulatory region sequence-specific DNA binding; DNA-binding transcription factor activity, RNA polymerase II-specific. Lineage: Eukaryota; Metazoa; Chordata; Amphibia; Anura; Myobatrachidae. Gene Ontology annotation, biological process: regulation of transcription by RNA polymerase II. The transcript has a single exon. The record is from RefSeq and is a predicted model, not a curated record. The annotation marks the transcript as partial.